AUGCGCGGAUGGCGGCCCACUAUGGAAGAUUCCCAUGUCAUCCACGCCAAAGAUAACUGGGGCUUUUUUGGAGUUUUUGAUGGUCAUGGAGGCGACGGAUGCUCUCGUUUCAUAGCCAAGCGCAUCAAGGAAGAGAUGGAUAUAAGCGGCAUGCCAGCUACCGACGCUGCUGUCAUGGGGGACUACCUUCCGGAUGAUAACAUCAUCCCGUGGUCGGCACCGGACGCGUGGCAAGCGUCGGUGCACCCGGACGUGUUCAACGACGCGGUCGCGGCUGUCGAGGACCACCAGCUCCUCGAAGACGCCCGUCGCGAGUCUCUGCGGCAAGAGCGAAAGCUCGCGCGGAUCCAGCAGCGCCGGGCCACCACGAACGCCCUGGCGGCUGCGAUCCGGGUAGCCGGGUGGCUCUGCCCCCAGUGCGAGGAGUGGAAUCUCUCGUACCGGAGGCAGUGCUUUGAUUCCGCCCAACCUGGUGGAUCCACUGCAACCUUUGUCGUUGCUGAAGCCCCGGCAACAGCUGAGGGCAAGCCGGCUGCACUAAGCGCUUGCAACUAUCGCCUCCGGGUUGGGAACGUUGGUGACAGUCGUGUUCUUCUGGGGAGGGCAGACGGCUCAAUGUACCCCGGGCCUGGCACAGACCGUGCGCUCACCACGGACCACAAGCCCGAGCUGCCAAGCGAGCGAGCGUGGAUUGUACGGACUGGUGGGAGCGUGCAGGAAGUCAUGGGAGUGGCUAGGGUCAAUGGGACCUUGUCAGUGUCCCGAUCCUUUGGCGACGCGGUGCAUAAGAAAACUGGAGGUCCCAGUCCAAAAGAUCAUCCAGUCACCUGCGUGCCGGAUUUGAAGGCAUUCGAUUGCGCCGCACCGACGGAUUUUUUACUGUUGGUCUGCGACGGGGUCUCCGAAGGCAACUUUCCAAACGAGGCCGUCGUAAGGCUUGCAGCGCAGAACUUGCAAGUCCCGGGGCCAGCAGACCCCGUGCAGGCUGCAGUUGCUGUAUGUCACGAGGCGAUACGAUGCGGGUCGCAAGACUAUGUAUCUUGUAUGGUGGUCCUCCUUGGCAGCAGCCCGUACACUUGA
Symbiodinium sp. CCMP2592 is the source of this 1080-nucleotide messenger RNA. Lineage: Eukaryota; Dinophyceae; Suessiales; Symbiodiniaceae. The record is from the annotation of a GenBank genome assembly.